This is a messenger RNA of Vigna angularis (adzuki bean), 2973 nucleotides long. RefSeq lists its product as uncharacterized. Bases 1 to 2973 code for a protein of 990 amino acids. The transcript has 2 exons. Lineage: Eukaryota; Viridiplantae; Streptophyta; Magnoliopsida; Fabales; Fabaceae. The record is from RefSeq and is a predicted model, not a curated record.
AUGACUAGAGGAAAUUCUGGAUUCAUUCCACCCUUCGAUCCUGAGAUUGAUAGGACGUUUCAUAGGUUAAUUAGGCAUUCUAGGAAUUCGUCUUUAGAGUCUAUUUUUGAACCUGUUCCAUUAGAUAUUGUGCAUCCCACUGUUGAGUACUUGUUGCAUACUGCAUCUACUGCAUCUGUUGCAUCUGUACUUGAUUCUGAUUCUGAUUCUGUUAUUUUUCACACUGAGAACAAUAUGGCACAACCUCCACCUCGUGAGAGGACUUUUAGGGAGAUGGCUGCACCUGAUUUCGAUAUUGAAAGCUUGUGCAUCCAAUAUCCUGAUGAGGACGUUCCAUUUGUUCUCAAAACUGGACUGAUCCAUUUGUUGCCAAAGUUUCAUGGUCUUGCAGGUGAAAGUCCGCAUAAGCAUUUGAAGGAAUUCCACAUUGUCUGUUCCAGUAUGAAACCGCAUGAUGUUCCUGAAGAGCACAUCUUCCUGAAGGCAUUCCCUCAUUCAUUGGAAAAUGUUGCUAAGGAUUGGUUGUAUGGUUUGGCGCCUAGAUCUGUCACUAGCUGGGAUGAUCUGAAGAGGCUGUUCUUGGAUAAAUUUUUCCCAGCAUCCCGGACCACAGCUAUCAGAAAAGACAUAACUGGGAUUAGACAAUUAGCUGGAGAGAACCUGCAUGAGUAUUGGGAGAGAUUCAAGACACUUUGUGCUAGUUGCCCCCAUCAUCAGAUACCUGAACAACUUCUUAUUCAGUAUUUCUAUGAGGGUUUGAACAACAUGGAUCGGGGUAUGAUUGAUGCUGCUAGUGGUGGAGCUCUUGGAGACACCACACCUGCUAAUGCCAGACAAUUGAUUGAGAAGAUGGCUUCCAACUCCCAGCAGUUUAGCACCAAGAAUGAUGCCAUUGUGGUGAGAGGCGUACAUGAUGUUGUUGCCCAGUCUUUAUCAACUGUUGAAAGCAAGUUGGAAAACCAGAUUAACUCUCUUGCGAAGUUGGUGACACAGUUGACUACCAACCAGAGAUCUACAGCUUCAUCUGCAUCUGUUGCACGACUAUGUGCUAUUUGUCCUUCCAAUGACCAUUACACAGAUGCAUGUCCUUCUUUGCAGCAUCCUGCUGCCUCUGAUGCGCCUCAGGCUUAUGCUACAAAUAUCUAUAACAACAGGCAACCACAACAGCAAAAUCAUGACUUGUCCACCAACAGGUACAACCCAGGGUGGAGGAAUCACCCCAAUCUUAGAUGGAACAAUGCGCCACAGCAUCAGCAGCAGGCGCCACCUUUCCAAAAUGCUGGAGCACCUAACAGAUAUGUGCCUCCACCUAUGCAACAAUACCAGAGGCAACAACAACAACAACAGCAGCAGCAAGAGACACCUGCCCAACCAGCUGCCCAACCUUCCACUUCGUCUGAACCUUCAUUCGAAGAGUUAGUGAGACAGAUGACUAUGCAAAACCUGCAAUUUCAGAAAGAUAAUAUGCAAUUCCAGCAGGAGACUAGAGCUUCCAUACAGAGUCUGACUAACCAGAUGGGUCAGAUGGCUACUCAGAUAAACCAGGCACAGUCUCAGAAUUUUGAUAAGUUACCAUCCCAGACUGUGCAGAAUCCAAGAAAUGUGAGUGCCAUAACCCUCAGAUCAGGGAAGCAGAUUGUUGUACCUUCAGAGCCCGCUUCUACACCUACACCUACACCCAUGCCUGCCACUUAUCCUAGAGAGGACGACCAUGAUGUAAGAUCUCCUCCGUUGUCUACCACUACCACUGCCGCACCUUCUUCAUUGGUUGACCGACCUAUCCCUCUUCCAUUUCCUUCACGGGCACUUCCUAGCAAAAAGAUGGAAGAGGUGGAUAAAGAAAUUCUGGAGACCUUCAGGAAGGUGGAGGUGAACAUACCUCUACUUGAUGCCAUCAAGCAGAUACCAAAGUAUGCAAAAUUCUUGAAGGAACUGUGCACACACAAGAGGAAGAUGAAGGGCAAUGAGAGGAUUAGCAUGGGAAGGAAUGUAUCUGCGCUUAUUGGUAAGUCGGUCCCGCACAUUCCUGAAAAGUGCAAGGAUCCAGGUAUAUUUUGCAUUCCUUGUGUGAUUGGGAAUAAUAAAUUUGAGAAUGCCAUGCUUGAUUUGGGUGCUUCUGUUAAUGUCAUGCCUUUGUCUAUAUAUGAAUCUUUAUCUCUUGGUCCUUUGCAAACCACAGGCGUGGUCAUUCAGUUGGCUAAUAGGAGUGUUACCCACCCAACAGGUUUCAUAGAAGAUGUCUUGGUAAGGGUUGGUGAAUUGAUUUUUCCUGCUGAUUUUUAUGUUCUAGAAAUGGAGGAGGGAUUCUCUCAUGGAUCCGCUCCUAUUAUCUUAGGCAGGCCAUUCUUGAAAACUGCCCGAACUAAGAUUGAUGUAUAUGCUGGAACUUUGUCUAUGGAAUUUGCUGAUAUUGUUGUUCAUUUUAAUAUCUUUGAUGCAAUGAAAUUUCCAGCUGAGGACCAUUCUCUGUUUAGGAUUGAUACAUUGGAUGACAUUAUUAAUGAAUUUGUUGUUGACAACUUUAAUUCUGUGCAUGAGAAGAAGCAUUCUUUUCUAUCUUCUUUGCAUUCAUGUAUUGAAUCUGGAUUCGAAUCAGGUUUUGAGAAUGAUGUUGAUAAUGUUGUGGAUUUUGAUGAGGAUUGUGAUGUCCAGGAUAUUGAUGCCAUGAAUGAUAUUGAUGAUGUUAUUGACAUAUCUGAGAUGGACAUUGAUUUUAAUAGUAAUGAGAUGUGUGUUCUGCCUUUACCUGUACACUCUUUAGGGUCAGAAUGCAUUAACCAUGUUGCAGGUAGUACACUUGAAUCUGACUUGCAGGCACCCACUCUUGAGUUGAAACAGUUACCAGAUAACCUCAAGUACGUGUACUUGGAGGAUGAUGAGAAGAAACCAGUGAUCAUUUCUACCUCCCUUGAUUCUGUUCAAGAGGAGAAGUUGCUUGGUAUAUUGAGGAAGAACAAAAAGGCCAUUGGUUAG